AUGCCUUCAGCAGAGCCUCCCAUUUGUACCACCUUAGGCCUCUUCAUAAUAGAUGAUAACAUAUAUCCAGACUCAUGGAACAGGCCUUCUGAGCAUGACAUCGUCGGUGGAGGGGCCUCGUACGCUAUAGUUGGUGCUAGAAUUGCAAGCGGACCUCGGCUUGGUGCGAGGGUAGCAGGGAUUAUAGACAAAGGCACAGACUUUCCUCAGGAUGUCGAGGACGAAAUCAAUGCGUGGGACGCCGGUCCGAUCUUUCGUGAGAACAAAAAUCGCUUGACCACACGAGGAGCUAAUGUCUAUCAAGAGGAUGGUUUUCGUUCAUUUGUUUACAAGACACCCAAGAAACGCAUUGAACACCACGACAUUGUGGAAACUGGCAACUUGAUUUACCUGAAGACAUUCCAUAUGUGCUGUGCUGUAGAUCGCUGUGAACAGAUAAUAGACUGUUUUCACGAGAAGUUGAGAAACACAGAGACAGAUAAGCCAUUGUAUAUCUUUGAACCCUUUCCCGAUAUUUGUGUGCCCGAGAACUUCGAAGCGUUGGCAAACAUUCUACAUAAAGUAGAUGUCUUCAGCCCAAAUUUGGAAGAGGCAGCAAGGUUUCUAGGUGUGGAAGUGCCGCAUACAGAGGAAGGUAUUAGCAAGUUGGCAGAGAAGUUCAUUCAAUUCUCUCCUAAACAUGGGGGCGUUGUGAUCAGGUGUGGGGCUUUGGGUUGCUACAUUCGGACUAGAGGCGAACUGUUCAUGUUGAAAGCCUAUCAUACAGAUCAAAGUAAGGUGGUGGAUGUCACUGGAGGCGGCAAUUCGUUCUGCGGUGCAUUCAUAACAGCAUUAUACUUAUCGCACAAAGACUGGAUGAUAGCGGGAGCAUUUGGUAACGUUGCAAGUGGAUGCAUCAUAGAGAAGCUUGGAAUGCCACUUCGAAAAGCUGGGACUGAAGAAUGGAAUGGUACUUCAAUCAUGGCCCGCUUACAACACUACGUCGAAGUCAAUGGCUUGGAUAUAGAUUUAGAAAAGAUAGAAUGGAUGUAA
Molecule: messenger RNA, 1032 nt
Organism: Candidozyma auris
Lineage: Eukaryota; Fungi; Ascomycota; Pichiomycetes; Serinales; Metschnikowiaceae
Gene: MAK32
Product: Mak32p
Exons: 1
Coding region: 1-1032 (343 amino acids)
Source: RefSeq, a predicted model, not a curated record